This is a messenger RNA of Trichomonas vaginalis G3, 1173 nucleotides long. Its product is annotated as RING finger ubiquitin ligase family. The record is from RefSeq and is a predicted model, not a curated record. The transcript has a single exon. Bases 1 to 1173 code for a protein of 390 amino acids. Gene Ontology annotation, molecular function: zinc ion binding. Lineage: Eukaryota; Parabasalia; Trichomonadida; Trichomonadidae.
AUGGAUUUUCCACUUCCUGUUUCUCUUGAAACAUAUGUGAACGAAAUAAACAAUACCAUAGUUAAAUAUAACAUGACACGCCCAUUAAAUGUCACACAAUUAAAAAUUAAUAUCGAUAAAACAUAUGAAUCUUUACCAGAUUACUAUCAUUCCAGAUUCUUUGUUCUAGACUUCAUACAAGAAACAAACCAAACCCACGAAUUCGCAAUCAAUCAAUCUGUAGUCGGACAUAUAAUCAGCGAAAAUCCAAAUAUAACAAUAUCGUUUGUUGGAAGUAGAUUCAACAUUAUGAAGUAUGCUAUCGAAGGCAGGAUCUUUGGUGUCGUCGCUGGCAUUUCUGCAGUUUUUAUUUCCUACGCGUGGUACUCAUUGACCAGAAACUUUGUUACAGAUGUUAACUUGCUUCAACUAUCUAUGCCAUCCAUAAUUCUUAAUGUCGGCUGUGAUUUUGGCUACUCUUUACUAGUUUUAGAAAUUGGAUUAGCGAAUUACGACUUCUUAUCAGAAUGUUUAGUUACAUUUAUAUGUUUAAUCAUUGUUUACUUCACAUUCCAGAUGAGAAUGAUGGCUCUUUUGCUUAAAUCCAAUGGAACAUUCGAGAAUGGCUGGGAGACAGUUCAUAUUAAGUUCUUUACACAAGUCACAGUUCUUAUGUCAGUCUCUGCCUUUGCAGUUUCACUUGCAUUCCACUUCCCAAUGGUUACUUUACCUUACAUUUAUUCAUAUUUCAUACCUCAGAUCUAUUAUUCGGCCAAACAUAUAUCCUCGAAGAAGAAGGACAAGUGGUUCGUUAUUCUAUCUACAAUUGGAAGGCUCAUCCCACUUUGGUACUUCACUUUAUAUCCAAGUAAUAUAAAUGGAGGAACUUCACUUCCAAUUUGUGUCACUUUUACGAUAUAUUCAGUUUUACAAGCUGUGAUUGUUUUACUUCAGAAUAAGUUUGGUGGCGCGUUCUUCCUUCCUAAGAGCUCAAGACCUAAGAUAUUCGAUUACACCAGUGUUCACGUAGAGCCAGGAACAGAAUGCUCCAUUUGCAUGACUGAAAUUCAUGAAGGAGAUGAAACAAUGACAACUCCUUGCCAGCACUCGUUCCAUAAGGAGUGUCUGUCCAGAUGGAUGGAAGAAAAGCUCGUUUGUCCAAUGUGCAGAGCACAGUUGCCUCCAAAUAUUUAA